Salmo salar (Atlantic salmon) is the source of this 3466-nucleotide messenger RNA. Lineage: Eukaryota; Metazoa; Chordata; Actinopteri; Salmoniformes; Salmonidae. The record is from RefSeq and is a predicted model, not a curated record.
UACAUUUGAGGAACAUUGGGUCAAAUUGGGACGUGGGUGACAAGAGUGAGGGUUAGAGAGACAACUCACCAUCUCAUUGAGCAGCUUGGAGGAGGCUGGUUUUUAUCAGCCUCUAAAGGGAUGUUCCUGAGCGAGCAGCUGGCAUGAUCUUGUGAACACACCCAUUGAGAUGAACAACAUUGAGGUGAUUCAUCCAACGAACUCAGAGCAAGUAGCAGCCCACUUCCAAUUGUCAUGGCAACAGCAUGUGAAUGUAUUGGGCUGUAGGAGCAGGCUGUAGGAGCAGGCUGUAGCGUAGAUGUAGGAGUGCUGCAUUGGAAGCCACAGCUCUAUCUCCUGAGCCAGCUGUGAGGUAACAUCCAGAUGAAGGAAUUGUGAAACUCUGUUCUCUAAAGAGGACUCAUCUCUGCUCAGCCAAACAGCCUGUGAUCUACCUGAUGUCUCAGGCCUGUCUCUGAUGUCAUGGAGAACAGGGCCCUGAUGUGUACCAGUCAGGCCUGGAAGGGGCCCAAAGGGUCCACCUUCUCCCCCAACUGGGACAACACAUCAUACCAUCCAAACAUCAUGAUGUCCCCUUGUCCUGACGUGGUGAAGUCCCCAUGCCAGCAUGCUGCCAAGAUAUGCCACCCCCCAGAAGCCUCUGUGACCUCCCAGUUCCAGCAGGUUGGCCCCUAUGCCUCCACUGGAUUGUCUGCCAUGGCUAACACUGCCAGUAGAAGGGGUGAAAGGGAGUGUUAUAUAGUCAAUCCCAUUCAAAAUGAGGAGACAGUCCUGCCAGUACACAACCCUGAGUUUCGCGGACGCUCCUUCUCUGCAACCACUGCCUCAAACUCAAUUACUUCCAGAAGCAGAUGUGACAGCUACGUCCACCUAUGCCCUGACAACAGCUCAGAGGACAUUAGUAGAGGCGACAGCUCCCCGUUGAGCCCAGACGUCUCCCCUGAUCACGGUGGUCCACGGUCGCGGUCCCACAGCAUCAUCCUGAGGAAGACGAAGAGGAGGCCGGCGCCGCCAACCCGUAGCGUGUCCCUGAGGAGAGACUCCGCCCACCAGCUCAGAGACAACAGGACCAAGAGCCUCUACAUGGACAGAGACAAAGCUACCCAAGACUCCUUCUUGCCUGACCUCAUCCUCAUCUCCACACCCAGGACAGAGGAGGAGCUGGGCCUGGAGCAGUCCCCUGCUCAGCCUGUACAGGCUCUGGUUGGGCCACCAGUCACCAACAAUGGGCAGCUACGUGAAGUAAGAUCUACUGACCCCUGCUCUUCCAUGUCAAGCUCAGGUCCUGCUAUGGGUAUUACUGGAAAUGAGCACAAAAAAGCCCCCAGCUGGUCAGAAUCGGUCAGACCCUCUCCACCCUUGCGACACCCUCCAUCUCUAACUUGUAAACAGUCCCCCUUACAACCACCUGCCCCAGUCUCCCCCUCCAAUGGCCAGUCCAGCUCUCAGUGUGAGACUUCCCCCACUCCUAUCCUCACGUCUGUCAUCACUGGACCUUCCCCCCUGGGCUGCAGGAUGCGCCCCAAGUCCUCCACCUCACCCACCUCCCCCAGAGCCAGCAACAGCAGGCUGCGGCUGUCCCUGGAGUUGCCAGGGAUUGUCCCUCUCCCAGACCCGACGUCGGUCAAAUCUAAAGCCACGCGGCGUCACUCCGAGUCCUCUAGCACUACCAAACCCAGACAGAGGCUGAGCUCCAGCAUGAUGGUGAUGCCUGUGGUGACCCAGGAGGAUCUCAGCAAUGUGCGUUUACGUUCCGUCAGCAGCUCAGAUUCUGACAAAGGCCUGGAGGGCUCACCUGAAGUCAUCAGGGAAGAGGAGCUGGAACAGGAGCUGGUGAGCUGCCCACUGGUCCACCACAGUCCUAAAGCUAAACCACUUGUUGCUACUAAGCCACCUGCACACAAAUGGCCACCGAUACAUAUGGCAAAGUCCUCCUCAGGCUCUACACAGUUCUCAGAGACCCUUACAGCCUCACCAAGAGAGAGCCAAGGGGACAUGUUUAUGGUGGAAAGAAGAGCGAAGCCUAAGAGGUCGCACCAGCCUCCUCCUCGUGUUGUCAGUGAUGGGGUUAUGGUUGAGAGGCAGCAAGCUGUACACAGGCAACAGUAUGAUGUGACUGACUCACACCCACCACCCGCCUCCUGCCAUUCAGAGACCAGGAACGUGAGAAGGACCUCUCCCACCAGCACCACAUCUCUUCAAGCUGAACUAGAUAGGAAGAAGAAGUUGGUUCCCCCUCCAGUCGCAAAGAAACCUGAUGUCCUCUUCAUGCCCUCCAUCAGCUCACUGGGACAGGAGAGCACCAGGAGCCAUGUCUGGUCUGGGCUCAGUGGUGCUUACCAGGCUCCUGCCAGUGCAUACCAGCCUCCUACCACUGGUUACCAGGCUCCUGCCAGUGCAUACCAGCCUCCUACCACUGGUUACCAGGCUCCUGCCAGUGCAUACCAGCCUCCUACCACUGGUUACCAGGUUACUGCCAGUGCAUACCAGCCUCCUACCACUGGUUACCAGGCUCCUGCCAGUGCAUACCAGCCUCCUACCACUGGUUACCAGGUUACUGCCAGUGCAUACCAGCCUCCUACCACUGCUUACCAGGCUCCUGCCAGUGCAUACCAGCCUCCUACCACUGGUUAUCAGGCUCCUGCCAGUGGUUAUCAGUUUCCUGCCAGUGUUUACAGAGACAGAGACUUUACUGGACAAGAUUGCAACCAUAACAGGAUAAGAGAUGGAUUUUUCCUAGAUGAAAACAGUGAAGAGAGGAGGGCAAUGCCCCAGAUGAGAACACUGUGCUUCGGGGAGCAGGAGGAGGAAGAGUUAGACCACAACUCCUCACAGCCAACUACUGAGGACCUAUUCACCAUCAUACACAGGUCAAAGAAGAAACUCCUGGGUCGUAAAGAAACAGCUGACAGCACGGGGAGCAGGCAGGGUUAUGGAUCCCCCAUUAAAGGCACCCAGAGGGUUGUCCAGAAGUCAAGCUCCAAAAAUGACAACUUCAUGGCUUUUCUGCAGAGGAGGAGGAGCAAUAAACCCAGCUCUGGGGAGAGACUGUCAGCCUCUGAACUACUGAAGAAUACUAAACCAUUGCCCGGCCAACCGUAGAGCAUCAAACAACUCCAAUGUUUAUGUUUCUCAAUGUGUAACAAACACUUUUCACUCAAUAUGGAGCAUGCGAGUAUUGUGGACAAUCAGGGACAGAAGGAAAAGGCUACUGUUUAUAUUGCUUUACGUGCUAGAGUACACCGACAACUUGUUUCUGUGACGGCAAUACAGUGUAUAGAGGUCAUGUCUAACUGGAAAUAUGACAGUGUUGGCCAGCUGUGUUUUGCUUAUGAGCUGAGACAAUCUAUCAUGUCAAUACAUCUUUCUUGCCUUGACUUGUGAUGCGUACAACAUUUGUUUUUGAGCUGCCAACAUUUGUGCUUUUGGUCAUGUAUUGCUCAGAAAUUAAACAGAGCUGCUUGUG